Ipomoea triloba (trilobed morning glory) is the source of this 1327-nucleotide messenger RNA. Its product is annotated as polygalacturonase-like. Gene Ontology annotation, molecular function: polygalacturonase activity. NCBI's taxonomy places the organism in Eukaryota, Viridiplantae, Streptophyta, Magnoliopsida, Solanales, Convolvulaceae. Bases 37 to 1305 code for a protein of 422 amino acids. The record is from RefSeq and is a predicted model, not a curated record. The transcript has 9 exons. Gene Ontology annotation, biological process: fruit dehiscence; pectin catabolic process; anther dehiscence.
UUUGAAACAAUGCAUUCUGAUGAGUGAUUGAGAAAAAUGUGUGUGAGAGCCCCAUUGAUCAUAGCCUUUGCCAUUUCAUGCUUUGGUUGCUUCUGUGCUGCUACUCUUCCUGCUUCAGAUCACCAUUUCCCUGAUCCUCACACCAAAUUCAUCAUCAAUGUGGACGAUUUCGGCACCCGGGGCGAUGGGAUCACCGACGAUUCUGAGGCGUUUGAAAAUGCUUGGCACAAAUUUUGCCAAACAAAACAGGGAGUUCUGUUGAUUCCUAGGAGGACAUAUUUACUUAAACCAGUGUUCUUUUCUGGUCCCUGCAACCCAAACCUUAAAAUGAAGAUAAGAGGAACAAUUAAAGCUUCGAGGAACAAAGAUGUUUAUAAGAUUACAGAGAGGCGAAACUGGAUACUUUUCCGACACUUGCAACACUUCAGAGUUGAUGGCGGUGGCGUCAUAGAUGGCAAUGGCGAAAUAUGGUGGAAACAAUCUUGCAAUUUCUUGAAGAGAGAGCCUUGCGAUAACGGUCAAGUACCACUUGCUGUCAGUUUUGAAAACUGCUCAAAUUUGAAGGUGAAAAACUUACGAUUAAAAAAUUCACAGAAAAUGCAUCUUACUUUUAACGAAUCUCGAGUUAUUGAAGUUUCAAAAUUGAAGAUUGAAGCUCCAAGUAACAGCCCCAAUACCGAUGGGAUUCAUAUAACAAUGACCAAAGAUAUUCAUAUCAAGAAUUCAGUCAUUAGAACAGGAGAUGAUUGUAUUUCAAUAGUGAAUCGAUCCAUGAAUGUUAGAGUAUCGGGAAUAGUGUGUGGAUUGGGACACGGAAUAAGUAUUGGGAGCUUAGGAAGACUAGGUAAUCAAGAGACUGAAUAUGUAUCUGACGUUGUAGUCAACAGAUCAAGAUUGAUAGGAACAAAAAAUGGGGUGAGAAUAAAGACUUGGCAGGGUGGGCAUGGAGAUGCAAACAACAUUGUGUUUGAAAACAUACUAAUGCAGAAUGUGACAAAUCCCAUAAUCAUAGAUCAAUUCUACUGUGAGAAAUCCAAAGUUAAACCUGAACCAUGCCCCGAGCAGAAAGAAGCUGUGAAAAUAAGCAAAGUGGUAUACAGAAACAUCAGAGGAACAAGUGCAGAAGAUCUGGCAAUAACAUUCAACUGCAGCAAGAAUGUUCCAUGCCAAGGUAUUGUGUUGGACAAUGUAAGAUUAACAAGUUCAGGAGAGGCAAAAAACAUCAAAGCUUCAUGUUCACAAGUUGAGUAUAUAACUAAAGGAGAUGUUUUCCCCAGUUGUAACUACACAGACAGUAUCAACUGAAUAAUAAAUUCUAUAAGCAUCA